UUCUCUUUCUCGGACUGUAUCUCGCAGAACACAGCUUCGAAAUUGGUUUGUCAUUUUCUCAGAGAGCUCUGUUUGCAAGCAAACAUUUUCUGGAGUCCUUUACUGCGGGCUUGUAAACACGGGCAAAAACCCUGGAUACCUUACUGGGUCAGUCGUUGCUUUCCCCUUCUGCGAAAAAAAAAGACCUAAUGCAGUGGAAGAGGACGCGGUUUGUGUGAAGGUGGGGGAGUGAUCUGGAUACAAAAUAAGGAGGUUUUUAUUUUUUUCCCUGAUAUCUUCAUUCUUAAUGAACGGAUACUAGACAUUUGCUGCAAAUUAACAUCGCAUCAUUCUGGAAAAUACAAGUGGUUUCAAAGUGAAUUACUGGGAUGAAGGUAUAUCUAUAUGUAGACGGGUGUACCUAUCUGUAGUAGAGUGCUUUGCGCGCAAGGACGAUAUUCUAAGGGAAAAGACAAUAUAUGAGCAAUUCCGUUCUUGGUGUUUUCAAUGGCACGACUUGAAGGAGCUUAUUGCUGCAGGCUCAUCAGCGGCUUCUGAGAUGUGGUCUUGAAGGACCAACUGACCCUGAAAUGUGUUGGAUUUUUAAAGCUGUUUGACAAGACAAGGAAUAUUUACAGGUUUGCAGUUUGAUCAACAGUUUUCAAAUACUGGGUGUAUCUGAAGUGCCAAAGGUGCUGUGAAGCAAACAUCUGUUUUGGCUCAACGAGAAGACCUCGUUCUGGUGCCGGAUCUUUCUGCAGGGGCCAUGUGGACUUUACAGCUGGUCCUUUUCUCUUUCCUCUUCACACCAACAGCACAUGCCUUUAGUCGAGCGCCGAUUCCCAUGGCAGUUGUACGGAGGGAGCUGUCCUGUGAGAGUUACCCCAUAGAACUUCGCUGCCCUGGCACGGAUGUCAUCAUGAUCGAGAGUGCCAACUACGGGAGGACAGAUGACAAAAUAUGUGACGCUGACCCCGCCCAGAUGGAAAACACAAGAUGUUACUUGCCAGAUGCCUAUAAGAUAAUGUCUCAGAGAUGCAAUAAUCGGACCCAGUGUGCAGUUGUUGCUGGACCAGACGUCUUUCCAGAUCCUUGUCCAGGGACUUACAAGUACCUUGAAGUUCAGUAUGAGUGUGUUCCUUACAAAGUGGAACAAAAAGUUUUCCUGUGUCCUGGCUUGCUGAGGGGGGUAUAUCAGAGUGAGCACCUUUUUGAAUCAGACCACCAGUCAGGAGCUUGGUGUAAGGACCCCCUCCAGGCAUCCGACAAGAUCUACUAUAUGCCCUGGACACCCUACAGGACAGACACACUUACAGAAUAUUCUUCCAAGGAAGACUUUAUUGCAGGAAGGCCUACCACAACAUACAAGCUUCCACAUCGUGUGGAUGGAACAGGCUUUGUGGUCUACGAUGGUGCCCUCUUCUUCAACAAGGAGCGCACGCGCAACAUUGUCAAGUUUGACCUCCGCACACGCAUCAAGAGUGGUGAGGCCAUCAUUGCCAGUGCCAACUACCAUGACACCUCUCCCUACCGAUGGGGAGGUAAAUCUGACAUUGACCUCGCAGUGGAUGAGAAUGGGCUCUGGGUCAUUUAUGCCACAGAACAGAACAAUGGAAAGAUAGUCAUCAGCCAACUGAACCCAUACACUCUGCGGAUUGAGGGAACCUGGGACACAGCUUAUGAUAAAAGGUCUGCCUCUAAUGCAUUCAUGAUCUGUGGUAUUCUGUAUGUGGUUAAGUCUGUCUAUGAAGAUGAUGACAAUGAAGCCACUGGAAAUAAGAUUGACUACAUCUACAAUACUGAGCUCAGCAAAGAUGGAUACCUCGAUAUACCCUUUCCCAACUCAUACCAGUAUAUUGCAGCAGUGGAUUACAAUCCAAGAGACAACUUGCUCUAUGUCUGGAACAACUACCAUGUGGUGAAAUACUCGCUGGAUUUUGGAGCACUGGACAACAGACCAGAAUCAUCUUCUUCUGUGGUAAUAUACAUGGACACCACCACAACAAGGACAACAACAAGAUCCACUCCAAUUACUACCUCCCGAGCAGUGAUGACCUCCACAGCAGGCCGACGUACCAAGAGCACCACCACUUUGGCUCCCAUUGGAGGAGAUAUUCUAGACAUUGUCACACGGCCAGCACCAUCAUCCCAGCUCCCAAACAUAGGCACAGACUACUGCAACCCGCUAGAAGAAUCUGACAUUUCUUGGCCCAAAACGCAUCAGGGACAGGUUGCGAAGCAGCCAUGUCCUGCAGGAACCAUAGGAAUUGCUACCUACGUAUGCCUGGCACCUGAUGGGUACUGGGACCCACAAGGACCAGAUCUCAGCAAUUGCACUUCUCCCUGGGUCAAUCAGAUAACACAGAAACUGAGGUCAGGAGAAACAGCAGCCAUCAUUGCAAGGGAGCUUUCAGAGCAGACCAAGAGUCAAAUCCACGCAGGGGAUAUCUCCUACACAGUCAAGGCCAUGGACCAGCUGGUGGAUUUGCUUGAUGUGCAGCUCAGGAACCUCACCCCUGGUGGAAAAGACAGUGCAGCUCGAAGUUUAAACAAGCUGCAGAAAAGAGAACGCUCUUGCAGAUUUUAUGUCCAGGCUAUGGUGGAGACAGUGAACAACCUCCUUCAGCCCCAUGCCCAGGCGGCCUGGAGAGAUCUCACAAUUAGUGACCAGUUGCGUGCUGCCACCAUGUUACUGGACACUGUGGAAGAGGGUGCAUUUGUUCUGGCAGAUAACCUUCUGAAGACCGACAUCGUGCAGGAGAACACAGAAAACAUCCAACUGGAAGUUGCAAGGCUGAGUACAGAUGGAAAUUUGGCAGACCUGAAAUUUCCACAAACUGGUGGGCAUGGAAACUCGAUCCAGUUGUCAGCAAGUACUCUGAAGCAACACGGAAAAAAUGGUGAGAUCAGGAUGGCCUUUGUUCUCUACAAACAUCUAGGAGCCUACCUUUCCACAGAGAACGCUAGUAUGAAGUUAGGAAGCGAGGCUAUCUCUACCAACUACUCCGUUAUUGUCAAUUCACCAGUAAUCACUGCUGCCAUUAACAAGGAGAGCAACAAAGUCUACUUGUCAGACCCCGUGAUCUUCACUGUCAAGCACCUGCAGCAAUCUGAAGAAAAUUUCAACCCAAAUUGUUCUUUCUGGAGUUACUCUAAACGUACAAUGACAGGAUACUGGUCAACCCAAGACUGUCGGCUACUGGGCACCAACAGGACUCACACAACUUGCUCCUGUACUCAUCUUACGAAUUUUGCUGUACUAAUGGCACACGUGGAAGUAAAGAAUACUGAUCCUGUACAUGACAUGCUCCUGGAUGUUAUCACCUGGGUGGGAAUCCUUCUCUCUCUGGUCUGCCUGCUGAUUUGCAUCUUUACUUUCUGCUUCUUCCGGGGGCUUCAGAGUGACCGGAACACCAUCCACAAGAACCUUUGCAUCAGCCUCUUUGUUGCAGAGUUACUCUUCCUCAUUGGGAUAAAUCGUGCUGAUCAGCCGGGUAUCAGUAAAUUUAAAAGGCAAAGAUGUUGGCUCAGACUUGACACCUACUUCAUCUGGAGCUUCAUAGGUCCGGCAACCUUGAUAAUUAUGCUCAAUGUAAUCUUCCUUGGAAUUGCACUCUACAAAAUGUUCCAUCACACAGCAAUCCUCAAACCAGAUUCAGGCUGCCUGGACAACAUAAAAUCAUGGGUUAUAGGUGCUAUUGCACUUCUCUGUCUGCUUGGAUUGACCUGGGCUUUUGGACUGAUGUACAUCAAUGAAAGCACAGUCAUUAUGGCCUACCUUUUUACAAUAUUCAACUCCCUUCAAGGAAUGUUCAUUUUCAUUUUCCACUGUGUCCUUCAAAAGAAGGUUCGUAAAGAGUAUGGCAAGUGUCUUCGCACUCAUUGCUGCAGUGGGAAGAGUGUGGAGACCUCUAUUGGCUCAGGGAAAAGCUCUGCUUCUCGGACACCUGGAAGAUAUUCUACAGGCUCACAGAGCCGAAUCCGCAGGAUGUGGAAUGAUACCGUCAGAAAGCAGUCUGAGUCUUCCUUUAUUACAGGCGACAUAAACAGCUCAGCAUCACUGAACAGAGAAGGGCAUUUUCCAUACCCAAGCAUACCAGAAGGAGCCAUGGCUAACCAUCUUAUAACUAAUGCUCUUCUCCGUCCUCAUGGCACUAACAAUCCUUAUAACACAUUGCUUGGGGAAUCGGCGGUCUAUAACAACCCUUCUGUGAGCAUGUACAACACACAAGAGCCCUACAGAGAGACAAAGGGAAUUCUGAACAAUGCCAGGGAUACAAGUGUCAUGGAUACUCUACCACUGAAUGGUAACCACGGCAACAGCUAUAGCAUUGCCAGUGGUGAAUACAUGAGUGACUGUGUUCAAAUCAUAGACCGUGGCUACAACCACAAUGAGACAGCACUAGAAAAAAAGAUUCUCAAGGAACUCACAUCCAACUAUAUCCCUUCCUACCUGAACAACCAUGAGCGUUCCAAUGAACAGAACAGAAACCUUAUGAACAAGCUGGUGAACAAUGUCAGCAACAGCAACAAAGAUGAUGCCAUUGUUUUGGAUGAUGCAUCUUCUUUCAACCAUGAAGAGAGCUUGGGCCUGGAGCUCAUCCGAGAAGAGUCCAAUGCUCCUUUACUUCCACAAAGGGCUCAAUCCACUGAAAACCACCAACCCCACCACUUUACCAGGAGACGAAUUCCACAGGAAAACAGUGAGAGUUUUUUCCCUUUGCUAACCAACGAGCAUACUGAAGAAACACAGUCACCUCACAGAGAUUCCCUUUACACCAGCAUGCCUGUGCUUACCGGCAUGCCUGUCACAGAAGCCAAUGGCACUAAGACCCAGAGCGAGCCUCCAACAAGUAAAAGUAGUGACGUGGAUGACGUUUAUUAUAAAAGUAUGCCGAACCUGGGCUCACGAAACCAUGUCCAUCAACUACAUACUUACUACCAGCUGGGCCGGGGCAGCAGUGAUGGAUUUAUAGUUCCUCCCAAUAAAGAAGAUGCAUCUCCUGACGAAGCAAAUCAGGAACCUUCCCACUUGGUCACUAGCCUAUAGAUGACAGUUAUUUCCCAUGGUUUCUUGUUCUGAUCAACUGUAAGCAGUGGUAAACAUUUUUCUCUGUGUUCUUAAAAUGUUGAUGCCAUUCGAGAACUGAAAAGGAUAACAGACUUAUAGGAUGGCUGAGGACAUUCCUGCAUAUCUCAGUUAAGAAGAAAAAAGUUCCUUGAAUGGAUUCGUGGUGUUCAAGGGGUUAACCAUCAUUCUUAGGAUCUCAUCUGUAAUGCUUACUAGCAUUUUGACAUCCCAAUGGAAUUACAAACAAGGCCCAAAACUGUCUGCCAUUAGUUAAGUGUUUAAAACAAAAACUAUUUUAGUAUACUUCUGUAUCCAUACUGGCUUUUUUUAAAUUUCUUCCUAUCUGGUGAAUUACAGCGCAUUUUGCUGUGAAGAUCCUGUGAGUUAGAAACAACAAUGUUUUUGAACAAAACCAUGAGGGGACUCUUUAACAUAAUACAGUAUGCUAGAGAGAGAGCAUAUUUUAUGUUUUUGCUGUAAUAAUUCCAGUUAUUAAGAAAAAAGAAAAAAAAACUAAUGACAAAGAAUUCUAAGAAAUUUAUAUGUAAAUGUACAGAUACUAGCAUUGCACAUAAUAGUAUGCUUUUUCUGUUCCUCCAAAUCCUUUGUCUCUGUAAAUGUAGUGAUUAUAGCAUUUUCUUUCUGUUGUGCUGGUCUUGCGGGUUUAUUCUACCAGUAGGAGCGAAAAUGUUUUAUUCUUUCGUUCUCAUUUUUCCUAUAAACUGCAUAUUCACUGAGCAAAACACUUAAUGAAGAUCAUUUUCUAGCAAUCACUUUGGUUUUCAGAACCAUUUUUAGUUUAAUUUUCUUAACUGUCUCGAAUUUUUUAAUCAAAUUAUGUUCACCCACAGUGGAAGUAAUGGCAAACCAUUUCGAAAAUUAAGCUGAAAGCUAUCUUAAAAAGUACUAUAGAAUUAAUUGAGCAGCAAUCAGUUUUUCAAUGGGCUUGUACUCCAUGACAUUAAGAGGUCUUCGUUUAAAAAGGCAGGGCCUGUGCAUGUCAGGAAGAAAACAGACAUUCUACUGAUAAGCAUUAGGCACUUGUACAAAGAUGGAAAUGUUUUACUUAUUAAAAAUGAGCUUUCUGGAGAGAGUAAACUGAAACCGUCUGAUCUUUUGUUUUUUUUUUUUCCUAACAGGAAAGUUAUUUAUUUAUUUGAUAAAACAUAUAUAUAUAAAAUUUAAAAAAUAACGUUGAAUUUCAGGUGGUAACAGAUUUAGCAGCACAGGUUAUAGAUUUUUUAUUAUGAUUAUGGCUAUUAUUUAUUCAUUUUGUAUGGUUUCUGAGUUGAAUGACCUCAUAACUAAUAUUUGUUGUAAAAGUGAAACUUGUUUGCCAGCAAAUAAAUGACUGAUUAAGAUUUACAACAUA
This is a messenger RNA of Lepisosteus oculatus (spotted gar), 6422 nucleotides long. Lineage: Eukaryota; Metazoa; Chordata; Actinopteri; Semionotiformes; Lepisosteidae. The record is from RefSeq and is a predicted model, not a curated record.